Messenger RNA from Oryctolagus cuniculus (rabbit), 8344 nucleotides. It is a transcript of the gene TTLL7, whose product is annotated as tubulin tyrosine ligase like 7. Gene Ontology annotation, biological process: protein polyglutamylation; microtubule cytoskeleton organization. Lineage: Eukaryota; Metazoa; Chordata; Mammalia; Lagomorpha; Leporidae. Gene Ontology annotation, molecular function: tubulin-glutamic acid ligase activity; tubulin binding. Gene Ontology annotation, cellular component: ciliary basal body. The record is from RefSeq and is a predicted model, not a curated record.
GUAGGAGCCCCGAGCCGUGGCUGCCGCGGGCGGUGGGCAGGCGGAGGGCAUCGCCGGACCACCAGCGCAGGUUGCCCGGGCCCUGGGGAGCCGCCCGCGGGCAAGCCGGGGAGCGCGGGAACUGCCGAGGGACGGCCCGUGGCGGGAAGGUACUUUCUUAUCCCGUAACUUCAGUGUCUUGAAAUCUGAGGAUUCCACCAAGAUAAUAUGAUAAGAACUUUCAGUGGUUUGGGGCCACAUCCUACUUAGGCUAAUGUGGGACUUUGCUUUCCUGAGAAACUAGUACAGCAGCACACACUGCUUGCUAAUUGGAUAGGCAGUCAUGCCAUCACUGCCUCAAGAUGGAGUUAUUCAGGGGUCCUCUCCCUUGGAUCUGAAUACAGAAUUACCUUAUCAAAGCACAAUGAAAAGGAAAGUCGGAAAGAAGAAAAAGAAGGGGAUCAUCACAGCAAAUGUUGCUGGGACGAAGUUUGAAAUUGUUCGUUUAGUAAUAGAUGAAAUGGGAUUUAUGAAAACUCCAGAUGAAGAUGAAACGAGUAACCUUAUAUGGUGUGACUCUGCUGUCCAGCAGGAGAAGAUUGCAGAGCUGCAGAACUAUCAGAGGAUCAACCAUUUUCCAGGAAUGGGGGAGAUCUGUAGGAAGGAUUUCUUAGCAAGAAAUAUGACCAAAAUGAUCAAGUCUCGGCCUCUGGAUUAUACCUUUAUUCCCCGAACAUGGAUCUUCCCUGCUGAAUAUACUCAGUUCCAGAACUAUGUGAAAGAAUUGAAGAAAAAACGGAAGCAGAAAACUUUUAUAGUAAAACCAGCUAAUGGUGCAAUGGGUCAUGGGAUAUCUUUAAUAAGAAAUGGUGACAAACUUCCAUCUCAGGAUCAUUUGAUUGUGCAAGAAUAUAUUGAAAAGCCUUUCCUAAUGGAAGGUUACAAGUUUGAUUUACGGAUAUAUAUUCUGAUAACAUCAUGUGAUCCAUUAAAAAUAUUUCUCUACCAUGAUGGGCUUGUACGCAUGGGGACAGAGAAGUAUAUCCCACCUAAUGAGUCCAAUUUGACCCAGUUAUACAUGCAUCUGACAAACUACUCCGUGAACAAGCAUAAUGAGCAUUUUGAACGGGAUGAAACCGAAAACAAAGGCAGCAAACGUUCCAUCAAAUGGUUUACAGAAUUCCUGCAAGCAAAUCAACACGACGUUGCUAAGUUUUGGAGUGAUAUUUCAGAAUUGGUGGUAAAGACUCUGAUUGUGGCAGAACCUCAUGUCCUGCAUGCGUAUCGAAUGUGCAGACCUGGCCAACCUCCAGGAAGUGAGAGUGUCUGCUUUGAAGUCCUGGGAUUUGAUAUUUUGUUGGAUAGAAAACUAAAGCCAUGGCUUCUGGAGAUUAACCGAGCCCCAAGCUUUGGAACUGAUCAGAAAAUAGACUAUGACGUAAAGAGAGGUGUGCUGCUGAACGCUCUGAAGCUGCUAAACAUCAGGACCAGUGAUAAAAGGAGAAACUUGGCUAAACAAAAAGCUGAGGCUCAAAGGAGGCUUUAUGGUCAAAAUUCCAUAAAAAGGCUCUUACCAGGUUCCUCAGACUGGGAACAGCAGAGACACCAGUUGGAGAGGCGGAAGGAGGAAUUGAAAGAAAGACUUGCGCAAGUACGAAAGCAGGUCUCAAGAGAAGAACAUGAAAAUCGCCAUAUGGGGAAUUAUAGACGGAUUUAUCCUCCUGAUGAUAAAAUACUGCUUGAAAAGUAUGAAAACUUGUUGGCUGCUGCCUUCCAGACCUUUCUUUCAGGAAGAGCAGCUUCCUUCCAGAGAGAACUAAAUAAUCCUUUGAAAAGGAUGAAGGAGGAAGACAUUUUGGAUCUUCUGGAACAAUGUGAAAUUGAUGAUGAAAAGUUGAUGGGAAAAACUACCAAGCCUCGAGGACCAAAGCCGCUGUGUUCUAUGCCCGAGAGCACUGAAAUAAUGAAAAGACAGAAGCACCACAGCAGUGACAGCAGUUAUGAAAGUAGCAGCAGCUCUUCAGAAUCUGAUGAAAAUGAAAAAGAAGAGUAUGAAAAUAAAAAAGGAGACAAACAAGUUACAUAUAAUCUUAAACCCUCCAACCAAUGCAAAUUGAUUCAACAAUCCAAUUCCAUGAGGCGUUCCGUCAGCUGUCCUCGGUCCAUCUCUACGCAGUCACCUACCAGUGCGGACAGCCGCCCCUUUUCUGCUCAGCAAGUGAUAUCUGUAUCACGGCCAACUUCCGCAUCUAGGUCACAUUCCCUAAACCGUGCUUCCUCCUACAUGAAGCAUCUGUCACACAGUGAUGAUGCCAGCUCCACCAGUUCUCAGGUGAGUGAGUCUUUGCAGCGACUGAAAACAAAAGAACAAGAAGAUGAUUUAACAAGUCAGACCUUAAUUGUUCUCAAGGAUAUGAAGAUUCGGUUUCCAGGAAAAUCAGAUGCAGAAUCAGAACUUCUGAUAGAAGAUAUCAUCGAUAACUGGAAGUAUCAUAAAACAAAAGUGGCUUCAUAUUGGCUUAUAAAAUUGGACUCUGUUAAACAACGAAAAGCAGAGUUAUGGAGAUGCAGAGGCAGACAAAGAGAGAAAGAUCUUCUUCCGGUGGUUCACUCCCCAAGUGGCCGCAACAGCCGGAGCUGGGCUGAUCCGAAGCCAGGAGCCACCAGCUUCUUUCAGGUUUUGGACAUAGUAAAAACAAGUGUUCGUACAGUUCUUCCACGCAUCUGGAAGGUCCCUGAUGUUGAGGAAGUAAAUUUAUAUCGGAUUUUCAACCGGGUUUUUAAUCGCUUACUCUGGAGUCAUGGCCAAGGACUGUGGAAUUGUUUCUGUGAUUCAGGAUCCUCUUGGGAGAGUAUAUUCAGUAAAAGCCCGGAGGUGGUGACUCCUUUGCAGCUCCAGUGCUGCCAGCGCCUGGUAGAGCUUUGUAAACAGUGCCUGCUAGUGGUUUACAAAUAUGCAAGUGACACAAGAGGAUCACUCUCAGGCUUUGCUCCUGACUGGGGUCAUUCCAGGUAUUUACUGCCAGGAAGUACCCAGUUCUUCAUGAGAACACCAACUUUCAACAUGAAAUACAAUUCACCUGGAAUGACUCGCUCCAAUGUUUUGUUUACAUCCCGAUAUGGCCAUUUGUGAAACAGAAGGGAAGAUCGCCAUGGGUUAUGCAUAAUAGUAAUUCAUUUUUUUCCCUCAAGUGGAACAUGCAAAGAAAGUGACCAUUAAGUGCUGUUUUAUGUAUAUAUGACUUAAAUAUGUGUGAAAAUAUAUACACAUGCACUCAAAUAACAUAUAUAUUUAUUAUAAUAUUUGAAAGAAGAAUUAGCAGAAAAUUGAAGACUUAACCUUUCUGGAAAUAUAAUAAACCAUGUUAAAUUUGUUUACACAAAUAUGUGAAUGUCUAGAAUUUGCUAGGUUUAUAAUUAAUUCCUUCCUACUAGAAAUGUUAUUUUUGCUGCAGAGUAUAUAAAACAGAAUUAAUCUUGAAUAUCCCAUUACAGUGUUAAAUUAUUUUCUAGAUAACACAGCUUUUAACUUGAAAAAGCAUUAAUAGCAUAAUACCUUAUUAAUACUCCUAUAUGUAGUAGCCAUUUAAAAUGAACCAAAAAAGAUUUAGAAACCUGAUGUUGCUUGAUGAUAGAAUUAAGUAUAAAACGGGUUUAUCAUUACAAUAGCACAUUAUAAACUACUGGAAACAUCUUAACCUGAUUUUCCAAUAUUUUUAUUCCCCUAAGUAGAAAUUUAACUGCUUGUAAUAAUAGACAUUUUCAGUAAGGAUCUGGUAAGAUCAUUAUGAUUCAAGUGGAAGACAAUCUGGUGGGUUAAAAAUAAAAAUGUAAACCAGCUUUUAUUUUUACUUUUCAUAGGGAAUCACAUAAAGGAAUAGAAAAUGAUGGCAAUGAUAAAAAUCUUUCUGUACGAUUUUUGUAUCUCAUACCACUAAUUUUUAUUUGGAAGUUAUAUCUUUGAUGGGUUUAACAUGUGGUUAAAUAAAUUUUUUCUGUUCUACAUAAAUAGAAGAGCUGACAUUUCAAACUCAUUUUGGUAUUAUAGGAUAAUGUGUCACUUAUUUUAUAAGUCUCUCAAGAAUGAGACCAACUUACAUUGUGAAGUCUAAUACAGUAGUUUCUUAUUACACCAUAUAUAGUCAAUAGUUUUGACUAGAAGAUUCCAGUUACCACAUAAUUAAUAUACCCUUGAGGGUUUUGUAAAAAAUCAAUAAGAUUAUAAACUUUUCUUCCUGUCAAAAGUUAUUAUGCAUAAGUUUCAUAGCAAUUUACUUCCUUAUUUUGCUUACAGUUUCAAAAACAAUGAGUGAGCUUUCAAUUUUCCAUAAAAAUAUAAAAAGCAAUGCUUUGACAAUGAUACCCCCCAGAAAGUAUAUUAUUUACCCUUUAGAAAUUUAUUUAAACUCCUUCCCUGAAUAAUUUUAUUUUCUCAUAAAUGCUAAUUGUUUGCAAAAUUAUGACUGUUUCACCUUUUUUUUUUUUUUUUUUUUACUAUCCUCAAUACUAUUUUCAGUAAAUCAGGGAAUGUCUCCAAGGCACAAAGAGAACAGAGAGGGGCAAACUGGCUGGGUCUAACACAAACUGGAUGGACAGCAAAGCUGUUAGACAUGUUUUCUUUUAAAAUAACCUUGUGAGGCUGUAUUAGACUGAAAUAACUCGUUUCUCUCCUAAGUUAUUGCUAGUUACCAGAUUCUUAUGACUACCUUAGAUCCAAGUUUCAGUGGAUGUUCUUCCUUGCUGGAAGCUUCCUGAAGAAGCUGCAGUGGUCUUUGUGGAAGAGGAGGAUAAGGGUGUCAGGAGGGAGCAGUUCACAGGGUAGUGUUCAUGAUUUCAUUUUGAGAACUCUUAACUAUGUCAUAGAUUUCUUAGAAAAAACAAUGCGGAAUUUGAAAUAUUACAAAAUCACCAUAAGAAUGAUCAACAAGUAAGUCUUUCAUGGAGUGUUUUUUUUGUCAAUUUUCUUUUUUUUCUUUAUUUGAUAUAAUUAGACAGUGAAAUAGAAAGAGAAAGGUCUUCCUUUUUCCGUUGGUUCACCCCCCGAAUGACUGCUACGGCCAGAGCUACUGGCCGACCCAAAGCCAGGAGCCAGGUGCUUCCUCCUGGUCUCCCAUGUGGGUGCAGGAGCUCAAGCACUUGGGCCAUUUUCUACUGUUUUCCUGGGCCACAGCAGAGAGCUGGACUGGAGGAGGAGCAACCGGGACUAGAACCCGAUGCCCAUAUGGGAUGCUACUGCUGCAGGCAGAAGAUUAACCAAGAGAGCCAUGGCGCCACCCCCAUCAAUUUUCUUUUAAAUUCAUCAUUUGGCAAUGAAAGAGAAAUGACUCGAAGUGUCUGAUAUAUGAUUAGCUAACUCACAAAUGGCUAGUUAAUUUGCUAGAAUGUAUGCUGGAACUUCCAUCCUUAUUGUACAAGAGUAAAAAUUUCAUUUAAAACAAAAAUUAAGAAUACCCAAUUUUGAGAGGAACCCUCUCCUCCCCAGAAACACACACACACACACACACACACUUUAAAAAUGAAGAGUAAAUUUAGAUUAUGGAACUGCCCAACUAAUUCAUGAACAGAUGCAAUUUAUAUAGCUAUUUAAGGGUCUGUCCUUAUUUUGAGCACUAGAAUUUUAUUGUUCACAUUAACCUAUUUAUACCAAUGCGGUUUGAUAUGGUGAAUUUGUGAAUAAAAGCCAUGUGCUCAUUAUUUAUAUAUACUACCUGGUGUGCUUUGGACCAUGGCUGCUGUAGUGCUACUCCCUAAUGAGCAACUAAGAAGAGAAGAUGCAAUAAACUAUGGAAGUCUCAAGAGGCCAUAGAAAAGUUUUAGGGGUAUGAAAUAUUCCUUUGUUUUUAUUAUAAACUUUUUAUUCAUAAGGUUAAAACAUAUCAAUAUAAGUAAUGGUACAGGCCUGACUUUCCCUUCUAGGAGAGAAAAUAGCUUUAUCUUAAAAACUGCAGAAGCUACUCAAUCUUAGCAGGGGGUUUUAAUAAGGGAUUUGAUUUAUUUACACUGAAAGCAUAUUUUCUUCCUGUUACAGAAAAACACAUGCUUGCUUAUUUGGUAAAUCUAAGUUUAGAAUGCUUUCUGGAACUGUAUGAGAUUGAUAUGAUUUCUAGAAUUGUCUAAGAAACCACCUUCUUAUUUUAAAUCAUCACCUACAAACAUAGUCUGAGAUUGCAAAUUAGUUUUCACGUGAAUAAUCCACUAUUAUAGGUUACAUACCAUUUGCUUUAUGGGAUGUGUGGAAGGAGCUAAUUGGGGUUCAUACUUUAAUUUUACCAGAACAAAUUUUAUCUUACUAGCAUUUCACUUAUGUUGAAUAUAUAGAAAUGUAAUGUUACAGGAUCAAAUAUGGAAACGGCAGUGGUAACUCUGGUUAUUCAUAAAGUGCAAAGAUCUAUAAAAAUUUUAUCAUAUGCCUAAAUUAAGACCAAAUAAACAAAAUCUUCCCACUAGAUUCUCUUCUCUUAAACUAAAUCCAAAUCAAAGCCGAACAAACAAAAAAACCCUGUCUCUUUUCAUCUAAUAUUUAUACACAACAAGGUAAUAGUGAUGUCUUGAACAUUAAGAAAGCAUUUUCAUUUUAAUUCUCAUUCUAAUUUGAAAGCAUGUGAGCACAUAAUUGUGUUAGAAUUUUCUUUUUUAAGAUUUAUUUAUUUACUUGAAAGGCAGAUUUACAGAGAGAAAGGAGAGACAAAGGGAUCUGUCAUGCACUGGUUAACUCCCCAAAUAGCUGCAACAGCCCAGGAUGGGCCAGGCUGGAGCCAGGAGCCAGGAGUUUCUUCCAGGUCUCCUAAAUGGAUGCAGGGGCCCAACCACUUGGGCCAUCCCUCACUGCUGUCCCAGGCGCAUUAGCUGGAAGCUGGAUCAGAAGUGGAGCAGCCAGGACUCGAACCGGCAUCCAUAAGGGAUGCUGGCACUGCAGACAAUAGCUUAACCUGCUGUGCCACAGCAUUGGCUCCUAUUAUUGAAUUAAAAUUUCAGAUAUUUUAUUAUAAAUGAACCCAAAUAUUUUCUCCUGUAGCAUGUCAUUCUGUUUAAAAGUUCUGAUCUUUUCAAAAGUACCAAAAAUUGCAUACAAAAAUACCAUUAUUCGAUUUUCUGUAAAGUGCUGUUUCAUUCUUAAAGUAUAAUCUUUAAAAAAUAAUAGCAAUUAUCUCACAAAUGAUAGAAAAUAUAAUACUUUCUAUUCUAUAAUGCUAAUUUACACUUUGAAUAUUUUACUUCUAAGGGUUUAAAUAAAAAGUUUAACUGUAUAAUUGUGUUCCUAUAACUUGAUGAUUCCUUAAAUAUUUUACUUUCCCCUUAAAUUGAAAAAUUUGAAAUUUUAAAAUCCUUAUUAUUUAAAUAUGUUGAGCUAAUGUUGUCUUACAAAUAAAUGAAAUAUUUAGAAACAUUCAUGAUGAAAAUUUUAUUUCUUAGUAUUUUCUUUCUUUCUUUAUCCUGUUUUGCAAUCUCUAAGUUACCUUUGAUGCUUUGACCUUUACAUGCACUAAAUCAAGAAAAAGGAAAUCCUGCCUUUCACACUGGUUUUUUCUUAUAUUUUAUGGUGGUAUGUUUUUGCCUCAGCAACAAUAAAGCUUAGAUAAAAUACACUAUUGAAUCAAGUUCAGGUUUUUAGCUGACAUCUUUAAGAAUCAGGUAUAAAGUCUUUAUGCCUAAAAAUAAGCAUUAAUUGUCUGAAUCCAUAUAAUGCAAGACACCGACUACAAAUAACAAUGUUGUAACCAAAAAUUGGUAUAUUAAGACUUAUUUCACACUAUCAGAAUGCCACCCUUUUUUGGUGCCCUUUUUUUUUUUUUUUUUUUGGCUUCAUCAUAAAUGGGUAAAGGAAAAUGUUGAAGGAAAAUAAAUCAGGUAACAUAUUCUGCAUGAACUGGACUAUAUUAUCUAAGAAAAGCUACAUAAAGCUUUUAUUUUGUCCCUACCUAUUAACUUGAAAGCUGUUGGUAAAGGCAUUUUUCAAUAGACUAUUAAAUUAGUAAGAAGGUUUACAUUACAAAAGUAAUCAAAUGAUGCUGAUAUUUCUUUUUCAAAGCCUAACAACGAUUCUUGGUCCUGAGCUGUUCAAUUCAUACAAUAACCACUUUACAUGCUACAACAUUUGAAUAUUAAUGCAUUUGCUAAAGAUUCUGAAUUUGAAGAUUAGCUUGAAAGCAAUACAUUUGGUAAUAUGAAUCAUGAUUCAAAUUAUCUCCAUGUGCUUUAUUACCUGUAUAUGAAUGCAAAUGUUGUUACAGAAAAUAUGCUUGAAAUGUCAACACAAUGUGCAAUUAGCAUUGCAUUGUCAUGCUCCAGCAUGUGCUAUCUGUAUGGCAAAGUUAUUUCAAUUACUCGGGUGUGUUAUUACAAUAAAAAAUGUUUAACAAAAGAA